AUGGAGAUCCAUCUUUACAUCUGGCUUCUCUCUAUACCAGAGCCCACAACACCUCCACCAGAGCCCACAACAGAACCUCCACCAGAGCCCACAACACCUCCACCAGAGCCCACAACAUCUCCACCAGAACCCACAACAGAACCUCCACCAGAGCUCACAACACCUCCACCAGAGCCCACAACACCUCCACCAGAGCCAACAACACCUCCACCAGAGCCCACAACAGAACCUCCACCAGAGCCCACAACACCUCCACCAGAGCCUACAACACCACCACCAGAGCCCACAACAGAACCUCCACCAGCGCCAACAACAGCUCCACCAGAGCCCACAACACCUCCACCAGAGCCAACACCACCUCCACCUGAGCCCACAACACCUCCACCAGAGCCCACAACACCUCCACUAGAGCCCACAACAGAACCUCCACCAGAGCCAACAACACCUCCACCAGAGCCCACAACACCUCCACCAGAACCCACAACACCUCCACCGGAGCCAACCACACCUCCACCAGAGCCCACAACAGAACCUCCAUCAGAGCUAACAACACCUCCACCAGAGCCCACAACACCUCCACCAGAGCCAACAACACCUCCACCAGAGCCUACAACAGAACCUCCACCAGCGCCAACAACAGCUCCACCAGAGCCCACAACACCUCCACCAGAGCCAACACCACCUCCACCAGAGCCAACAACACCUCCACCAGAGCCUACAAUAGAACCUCCACCAGAGCCCACAACAGAACCUCCACCAGAGCUAACAACACGUCCACCAGAGCCUACAACACCUCCACCAGAGCCCACAACAGAACCUCCACCAGAGCCCACAACACCUCCACCAGAGCCAACAACACCUCCACCAGAGCCCACAACAGAACCUCCACCAGAGCCCACAACACCUCCACCAGAGCCCACAACACCUCCACCAGAGCCCACAACACCUCCACCAGAGCCCACAACAGAACCUCCACCAGCACCAACAACAGCUCCACCAGAGCCCACAACACCUCCACCAGAGCCAACACCACCUCCACCAGAGCCAACAACACCUCCACCAGAGCCUACAAUAGAACCUCCACCAGAGCCCACAACAGAACCUCCACCAGAGCUAACAACACGUCCACCAGAGCCUACAACACCUCCACCAGAGCCCACAACAGAACCUCCACCAGAGCCCACAACACCUCCACCAGAGCCAACAACACCUCCACCAGAGCCCACAACAAAUCCACCAGAGCCAACACCACCUCCACCAGAGCCCACAACACCUCCACCAGAGCCCACAACACCUCCACCAGAGCCCACAACACCUCCACCAGAACCCACAACAGAACCUCCACCAGAGCCCACAACACCUCCACCAGAGCCUACAACACCUCCACCAGAGCCCACAACAGAACCUCCACCAGCGCCAACAACAGCUCCACCAGAGCCCACAACACCUCCACCAGAGCCCACAACACCUCCACUAGAGCCCACAACACCUCCACCGGAGCCAACCACACCUCCACCGGAGCCCACAACACCUCCACCAGAGCCCACAACACCUCCACCAGAGCCCACAACACCUCCACCAGAACCCACAACAGAACCUCCACCAGAGCCCACAACACCUCCACCAGAGCCAACAACACCUCCACCAGAGCCAACAACACCUCCACCAGAGCCCACAACAGAACCUCCACCAGAGCCCACAACACCUCCACCAGAGCCCACAACACCUCCACCAGAGCCAACAACACCUCCACCAGAGCCCACAACACCUCCACCAGAGCCUACAACACCUCCACCAGAGCCCACAACAGAACCUCCACCAGCGCCAACAACAGCUCCACCAGAGCCCACAACAGAACCUCCACCAGAGCCCACAACAGAACCUCCACCAGAGCCAACAACACCUCCACCAGAGCCCACAACACCUCCACCAGAACCCACAACACCUCCACCGGAGCCCACAACAGAACCUCCACCAGAGCCCACAACAGAACCUCCACCAGAGCCAACAACACCUCCACCAGAGCCCACAACACCUCCACCAGAACCCACAACACCUCCACCGGAGCCCACAACACCUCCACCGGAGCCAACCACACCUCCACCGGAGCCCACAACACCUCCACCAGAACCUACAACACCUCCACCGGAGCUCACAACACCUGCAGAGCCAACAACACCUUCACCUUCACCUACACCGGAGCCAACAACACCUCCACCUCCACCGGAGCCCACAACACCUCCACCAGAGCCCACAACACCUCCA
Molecule: messenger RNA, 2265 nt
Organism: Trematomus bernacchii (emerald rockcod)
Lineage: Eukaryota; Metazoa; Chordata; Actinopteri; Perciformes; Nototheniidae
Product: basic proline-rich protein-like
Exons: 2
Source: RefSeq, a predicted model, not a curated record